AUUCGACAGCCAGCAGCUGUAUUAUCUUCAUAUUUUGUUGAUUGUGAUUGGGUAAUAAAUAUAUCGUCGUAAUUCGUACACAAAGAGUGAAAUGAAAUAGUCUACACGGAAAGUUUUACGUUUUAAGUGAAUAAUUUCCAUUAUAACCAUGGGCUUGUUACAUAUUUUUAGUUUUGUGGUGAUUUAUUUGACUUGCUCAUCAUCUUUCACAAAUGCAGACACUUGUGUACAGAAGACCCCGUGUUCAUGUGUCUUUUCAAAUGGCACCGGAAUCGACCUCACGCCCGCAAUUUCAGCGGAGUUUUAUACAGCGGAUGUAUUUGCAGUCAGGAUGAAUGGUUCGCAGUAUGAAAUGAGUACCUAUUUCUAUCAUCCUUGUUACGAUGUUAGCAUGAACGUUAGCCAAGUUGGGCCACAAAAUACCUGCACAUCACCUUUGUCGAUCUGUCGCCAUGUAUACACAAUGAGUUUGUUAACAAACAAGACGUAUACACUUGAUGAUGGUGCAUACAACUUCAUGGGCAGGACUAAUAUAUCAAAUUUCUCUGAUCAAGGAAACUCUAUCAUAUAUCCCAAUGGCCCAUCUGAAACGAUAGUACUAUUGCAGUGUGCUGAGACAGACAACAGGCUACAAGUGUAUUCAUUAACGGAACCAGAUAAAAUUGUGCUAGCGUUCUAUUCAAGAGAUGCCUGUCUGAAACAAAUCGAAGUAGCGGGAAGGUCAUUUGGAUCCACACUCUUGAUCAUAUUCUUUUCGUUUGUCGUCUUCUAUCUGGUUCUUGGAAUCUGCACUAAGAAGUUCCUGAUGGGAGCGACAGGCGUUGAAGUUAUACCCAAUCUUGCUUUCUGGUCGGAGUUGCCCAACCUUGUCAAGGAUGGUUGGGUGUUCAUGUGCAACGGCUGCAAGUUGCCCGCGAGAGGCGCCGGCCCCACCGUGUCACCCGACCCUAACAGCUACGACAGCAUUUAACAUCAGGGAGACGAAGACCUCUCUGAAGGUUACCUCGUCUUUGUGGAAUAGACAAUCUGACUGUGUUCUUCAUUUAAAUAUUUCUUUUUCUUUACGCUCAGCUGUAGUCACAUUUGCGUGUGCAUAGACUAAGAUGUUACCUCCUUUCAAAUUAAAACUCGAAUGAUAUUUAUUUCACUUUUUUUUUAUUCAGCGCAAAUGUUAUUAUAGCUGACUGUAGUGUGACUGUUUAGCAAUUCAGUCAUUAUUUUAAACAGACAAUUCAAGCGAAUUUUCAAGAACUUUCUCUGUGUAGUAGAUAAUUAUAUUAAAAUAUAAUAUUUCUGAAAUUAGACGUGCAAUACUGUCUGAAUAAUCUCCAUAUGAAUCAUAAUAAUCUUACAUAUAUUUCCAUAAUAAAUGCAUAAUAAGGCUUUUGUGAACACAUAUUUCUAGUAGUGUCGCAUUGUUAAAUGUAGAAUAUUUUAAGUAAAUCGUGUUUUACUUGAAAAUAUGUGCACAUCGAUAUAUAUUUUUAAGAGGCAGUUGUGGUUGGUUCAAGUACUGCAGGCCUAUUUAUUGUAAUGGAUGUUGAUGACUUGUAAUUUAAAUAUAUUUUUAUAUCUGCAUUGGCAUGAAGCUAGUGACGAGUAUGAUACUUGCCAUACAAUAUGUUCUAUAUGUGCUGCUAUUGAUCAUUGUUUUCAGUAUAUUUAUAUAAAAUAAUUUAAUUUUCUCAUAUGAUUUAGUAUAGAAUCUCUUCCAACAUUAAACAAAAAUCUUCCACGUUAUCUUUUCUGACAUUUUAAGUAUUUCGAUUGUGCCAAUUUAGUCCAAAAUUAGUUUAAUUUUAUGUAUACUUUCAAAUCAUAUACAAUAUUAUGAUAAGAGCAGAGAAGCAGAGAAGAGCAGGUAAUAUUAUCUACCGUUUCACCUACGUGUAUUUUUGGCUGCGUGGCAUCUUGCCGAAUUCUUGCUUUUUAUACAACUUUACACCUGAUGAAUAUACAUAAUACAAAAAAUAUUAAAAUAGCUAAAUAAAUGUAGCCUCUGCGCUGAUCGGCAAUGUAUCUACGCAGCAUAUUUUCCUAUGUAUUUUAUGCAAAAGCAUAUCUAAUUACUGUAACAUUUCGAUACUGAUUUUUCGAAUCUCCAAAAAUAUUUCGACCAAAUAUAUAAUAUUUUCAUACUUCUCUUACUCUUUCUAAAAUCUUAUUUUGUUGAAUAUUAUAUUAAUAAUGUAGCUAUAUAAUAUAUCAUCAUUUGUAUUGUCACUAACUGAAUAAAAUCUUAGUUUAUAUUUCUAUACGGAAUUCGAAUAAAUAACAUUACGAACUCAUAUGUGAAUCUUCGAGACUAUAUUUAUAUUCAUGAUAAUCACCAAUUUCCUGUUGCACAAAUGUAUUAUUUGCAUAAUAUAAUAGUACACAACAAAUAUGUAAUCAAAUAUAUUGCUGGAACUGUUUGUAAUCGGUUAAAUAAGAUGGUUUAGGGCUAAAACAAACUUGCUACAUUUAGCUUAUCUACGAUUGUUGCUUUAUGCGACUUGGCUUGUCAACAGCGCUCAAUAUCGAAUAUCAAACUUGAAUAAACUGGAAUAAACUCGAAUAAACGUGAAUAAACUCGAAUAAAUUCGAAUAUAAAAUCAGUAAAUGUCACCGCUAAAAGUAGUUAGUCUGCUUCAGCCCUCGAGUGAAUGAAUGCAUAAUUAUAAGCACUAGUCAUUGUUAGUUUCACUACGCACUAUUUUACACAACGCUUGUUAAGUUUUUCACGAUCACUGGUAAUAAAUAUCAACGCAUGCUGUAUACCAUUUCAUAAAUAUAUAAUUCAACUCAAAAUCAUAGGUUUGUAUAGAAUGCAGUUGUAAAUUUCAUAAUAAAAAUGUAACCUCUAUUUGUAAAUCAGCUAGCUAUACAAUAUACAAUUGGUGUUUUAAUGUUUAAUGUUAUAAUAUAAAUAUUAGCUAAUGUAUUAAUUAGUAUACUCUGUCAUAAUCAACAGUUCCGUAACACAUUACAUAUCUUACAGUUUAAACUCCUACAAUUUUUAAAUACAUUGAAUUUGUUUUUUAAAUAAGUAAAUUUCCAAAAGUAUCAAGAUUAUCGUGAAAUAUACUGGGUACUAAAAAAAUACGUUGUCAUAAUAUUAUGUUCAAGUGCAAAUAUUAUAUUACUUAUGUUGAAUUUGAACAUCUUGAAUAAGGACAGUUUUUGGCAUUAUCUAUGCCAGUCUAAUAAUGAAUCGGUGAAUCUCUGGAAUGCCUUACUGUUACUGUUACUGUUACAGCCUUUUUAUCGUCCCACUGCUGGGCACAGGCCUCCUCUCACACGGAGAAGGAUUGAGCAUUAAUGCGUUACUGGUUAGGAUAAAUUAUAAUAAUGAUGUACGGCUACACCUGAAGAAGUAUGAACAAAUUGUAGAAUUGGGAUUGGCCAAUUAAUCAUGAAAAUUUAGAAUUACGCGUAUCAUAGCGUGCGGUUGUCUUAUUUCAAUGUUUUCAAAAUGACAAAAAGACAUACUAAUCUUCUAGUGUCAAGAUUUCAUAAAUAAGGUUAGGUACGUGAUUAUCGAAUUUUUCAGAACGAAGAAAAGAUUGGGAUCAUCUCGAAUGUAGUAUAGAAAUUGUAAAUUGAUAUAAAUUGUAGAUUUUACAAGCGAUUAGGGUUUGGACAGGAUUUUGAAGUGCUAUUUACACCGAUUUAUUAAACAGAAGAAAUGUUAUUAUAGUUUGUCAGACAGAUGUGAUUCAACCUUUAAAUCUAAUGUUGUCGAAAUAAUUCAACUUUGUAUGAAU
This is a messenger RNA of Helicoverpa armigera (cotton bollworm), 3746 nucleotides long. RefSeq lists its product as uncharacterized. Bases 149 to 970 code for a protein of 273 amino acids. Lineage: Eukaryota; Metazoa; Arthropoda; Insecta; Lepidoptera; Noctuidae. The record is from RefSeq and is a predicted model, not a curated record. The transcript is spliced from 5 exons.